Molecule: messenger RNA, 1790 nt
Organism: Asterias rubens (European starfish)
Lineage: Eukaryota; Metazoa; Echinodermata; Asteroidea; Forcipulatida; Asteriidae
Product: dickkopf-related protein 3-like
Exons: 5
Coding region: 150-1124 (324 amino acids)
Biological process (GO): multicellular organism development; negative regulation of canonical Wnt signaling pathway
Cellular component (GO): extracellular region
Molecular function (GO): co-receptor binding; receptor antagonist activity
Source: RefSeq, a predicted model, not a curated record
CAUGUUCAUUAUUACAAUAAGUGCAUAAUACUGGAAACAGUAUCAUAAUUGCCACUGAAUUUUGAUCACGAUCUUCUGCCCGCCGCGAAAUAUUGAAUUUUGGAUGUUGAUCUGAAAAAAACUCCGAAAGAAGGAUUUGCUAAUUUGAAAUGAAGAUCUUUGUCACAUUGUGGUUGCUGGUGAUGCUGGCAGCGGCUCUAGGUAGUGUUUCUAGAACCAAUCACACUACGAUAGAGCAGGGAAUUGAUCAACUUACGCAACUUGUUGAUAAGAUAUUGGGAAGCAAGACAGUCAAAGAUAAGAUUGCCGAGCUGACUCAAUCGGGUUCUAACAAGAGAGCUGAGAUCGUCAUUCUGAGUAAAUCUGAUAUUGCUGGCGACAUACCAGACAGCGAUCUGUAUAAUACAACAACCAUAACAAGACGAGUAGGAGAUGUGACCGUCGUGAUAAAAACCACCAUCACCAAACUCGGUGGGGAUGAGAUAAUGGUGGAAUUUGAGUCCGAGGUGAAACCAAUGCCCGAUAAGACAAUGUGUAAGACAGACAGUAAUUGCACGGAGCAUCAAUUCUGUCAUCAUGACGUCAUUCUUGGAUUUGCUCUGAGCUACUGCCAGGCUUGCUCAGAGGACGGUGGUAAAUGCCAGAUAGACAAACACUGCUGCGGACAAACACUGUGUCGGUGGGGACGAUGUCUGAAGGAUGCAACUAAGGGUCAACUAGGAACAGUAUGCAGCAAAGCCGGUGACUGCGGAGAAGAAGGUUGUUGUGCCUCAGUGGAAGGGUUUGAGAAACCCGUCUGUCGCCCUCUUGCAAACGAAGGCCAACGCUGCAGCACGGAGACGAAAGCUGCUGACGAAAAUGCAGUAUCGUCAUCACUUUCUGUGCUCGAGAAAUUACUACGUCACAGACCAAAAAGUCAAAGUCACCCCGCCGAGUUUCCUCAUGAAUGUUCAUGUACUGCGGGACUGAAGUGUGCAAAUUACAUGCGAGAUUUCGACGAUAUGUUGGAUUUGAGAGAAGUUGCUCAGACCUUCCUUGGAGGGAUGUGUGUACCCGGCUGGGCAUGGGAGGAUCAGUUGGUUCUGGCUAGUAGUCCAUCGUCCAAUCCUACACCAAAGAAAUGAGUGAGCAGAUACUGUACAUGGGACUAUGUUGCAGUUGGAAGAGCAUGUGCGCCAUAGAAAAUAAUUAUGACAAAUAUCCGCGACACACUGCUAAUUUUCUAUUCGCAAACCUUUUUCUGAAGAAUCAUUGAAUGGGCAAUAUUGUAGGAUAGGGAUCGUUAUACAUGUACUUGUUUUUUUCGUUUUUAAGUUGUAUGUAGUGUAUAAUUGUCAACGUAAUAGACAGUCAUAAUUUUUAUUCUAAACUCACCGUGCAAAAUGGCAUUUUAUUUGAAACAUUGCAUGCGCAAUCAGACAUCAACACAAAUACAUUUCAAAGGAGAAUGUUUGUGAAUUACAAAAGUCAACUUGGUUCAAUGCAGGUUCGAUUCAGUUUGAUCAACUUUCAGGAGUGAACUGAAAAUUAUCUUUGUACACAAACUAAUAUGCAGACCACGUGACGUCGUCGCUUAUUCGUGGUUUUUGACAAAUCGCGCUUGGCUGAUAAAUGUGCACGGUGACAAUUUACCCAUAUGGCUUACAGGACGGUUUGAGACUUGCAACUCGUUUUCCCCCUUUUCAUAAGGUCACAUCUUUUGGAAAAUUAGUAGAUCACAAAUUGGAGCCUUUCUAAACUUUAUUUAGACAUGCAUGGUCUAAAAUGAAAUGUACUUUUUUUAUAGCAAA